This is a messenger RNA of Linum trigynum, 2520 nucleotides long. NCBI's taxonomy places the organism in Eukaryota, Viridiplantae, Streptophyta, Magnoliopsida, Malpighiales, Linaceae. The record is from the annotation of a GenBank genome assembly.
AUGGGGGAUAGUUUGAAACCCAACGGCGUGUCCUCCAACGUCCCGGCGGCGGCCUUCCCGUCGUCGGACUCGCCAUCGGAGAUUGCUUCCAAUGUGAAUUACCAUGCACAGUACAGCCCUCAUUUCUCUCCUUUCAAGUUUGAUUCCGAGCAGGCCUACUUCGCCACCGCCGAGAGCAUCAGGGAUCGCCUCCUCCAGCAAUGGAACGCAACCUAUCUCCAUUUUCACAAUGCUGACCCAAAGCAAACCUACUACUUGUCUAUGGAAUACCUUCAAGGACGUGCUUUGUCUAAUGCAAUUGGGAAUCUGGACGUUAAAAAUGCAUAUGCUGAGGCUUUAGACAAGCUGGGACAUCAGCUUGAAGAAAUAACGGAGCAGGAGAAAGAUGCUGCACUUGGAAACGGUGGUCUUGGGAGGCUUGCAUCUUGCUUUCUGGAUUCCAUGGCGACUUUGAAUUUGCCUGCAUGGGGAUAUGGUCUCAGAUACAAGUAUGGUCUGUUCAAACAGCGAAUCACCAAGGAGGGCCAACAGGAAACUGCUGAAGAUUGGCUUGAGAAAUUCAGUCCUUGGGAAGUCGUUAGGCAUGAUGUUGUUUUCCCUGUCAGAUUCUUUGGAGAAGUUCAGAUUGAUGGAGAUGGAACCCGAAAAUGGGUUGGUGGAGAAGUGGUGCAAGCUUUGGCUUAUGAUGUCCCCAUUCCUGGAUACAAAACCAAGAACACUAUCAGCCUUCGUUUGUGGGAAGCAAGAGCUUCUCCUGCUGACUUCAACCUAUUUGAAUUUAAUGAAGGAAAUUAUGUAUCUGCUGCACAACGUCAUUCACAAGCUGAACAGAUCUGUGCUGUUCUUUAUCCUGGAGAUGCUACAGAAAGUGGCAAGCUUUUGCGUCUGAAGCAGCAAUUCUUCCUCUGCAGUGCCUCUCUUCAGGAUAUGAUACAGAGGUUUAAAGAGAGGAGAAAGCCCAGUAAGACAUGGCUAUGGUCAGAGUUUCCGAGCAAGGUUGCAGUUCAACUUAAUGAUACUCAUCCUACUCUUGCGAUCCCUGAGCUGAUGCGUUUGCUAAUGGAUGAUGAAGGACUUGGCUGGGAGGAAGCUUGGGAUGUGACAUCAGGAACCAUCUCAUACACAAAUCACACUGUCCUCCCUGAAGCACUAGAGAAGUGGUCCCAGGCUGUGAUGUGGAAACUCCUUCCUCGGCAUAUGGAGAUCAUAGAAGAGAUAGACAAGAGGUUCUUGGGAACGGUGCGUGAAAAAUUCCCAAAACUUGAGAAGAUACUUCCCAGCUUGCGUGUGUUGGAUACCAAUGCCGAAAAACCAGUCGUCCGGAUGGCCAAUUUAUGUGUUGUAACUGCACAUACAGUAAAUGGUGUUGCUGAGCUACAUAGCGACAUCUUGAAGAAGGAGCUAUUCGCGGACUAUCUCACAAUUUGGCCAAAUAAGUUCCAGAACAAAACUAAUGGAAUUACACCUCGUCGAUGGCUUCGCUUCUGCAAUCCAGAACUCAGUAGCUUAAUUACAAAGCAGUUAAAGUCUGACAAGUGGGUAACUGACCUUGACGAGCUUUCUGGCCUUAGAAAAUUUGCAGAUGAUGCGAGCUUCCAAGGUGAAUGGGCAGCUGCUAAGAUGGCCUGUAAGAAACGCUUGGCAGAGUAUGUAAAAAAAGUCACAGGAGUGACCAUCGAUCCAAAUAGCCUCUUUGAUAUUCAAGUGAAGCGUAUCCACGAGUACAAGAGACAACUGCUGAAUAUUUUGGGUGCAGUCUAUCGCUAUAAGAAACUUAAGGAAAUGAGUGAGGAACAGCGAACGACUUCAACUCCACGAACAAUCAUGAUUGGAGGAAAAGCAUUUGCAACAUACACAAAUGCUAAAAGAAUAGUGAAGCUUGUAUAUGAUGUUGGGGAAGUUGUCAAUUCUGAUCCUCAAGUCAAUCAAUAUCUCAAGGUUGUAUUUGUUCCAAACUACAAUGUGUCGGUUGCUGAGAUGCUGAUUCCAGGGAGUGAGCUUUCACAGCACAUCAGCACUGCAGGGAUGGAGGCGAGUGGUACAAGCAACAUGAAAUUCGCCCUGAAUGGCUGCCUAAUUAUCGGAACGCUGGAUGGAGCUAAUGUUGAAAUCAGGGAGGAAGUAGGAGAGGAUAACUUCUUCCUCUUUGGUGCAACAGCCGAUCAAGUCCCUAACCUGAGAAAGGAUAGAGAGAAUGGAAAAUUCAAGCCAGACCCUCGCUUUGAGGAGGCCAAGCAGUACAUAAGAAGUGGAGCAUUUGGGAAGUAUGACUACAGCCAACUUCUGGAUUCCCUUGAAGGGAACUCUGGUUAUGGUCGUGGUGACUACUUCCUCGUUGGACAAGACUUCCCAAGCUACCUGGACGCCCAGGAAAGGGUGGACAAAGCAUACAUGGAUCGGAAGAAGUGGCUGAGGAUGUCCAUAUUGAGCACUGCUGGCAGCGGCAAGUUCAGCAGCGACCGUACAAUUGCUCAGUAUGCCAAGGAGAUCUGGAACAUUGAAGGAUGCCGAGUGCCAUAG